Molecule: messenger RNA, 582 nt
Organism: Cryphonectria parasitica EP155
Lineage: Eukaryota; Fungi; Ascomycota; Sordariomycetes; Diaporthales; Cryphonectriaceae
Exons: 7
Coding region: 1-582 (193 amino acids)
Source: RefSeq, a predicted model, not a curated record
AUGUGGUGUCAACCAACGAGGUUUGACGAGGCAAGAGAGGAGGGAGGAAUCGCACCCACCACAAUACCAUGUCCGUGCAACUUGCAAGUCUCCCUCAACUAUGCGCGUAAAAAUAGCCACAUAUUCAUUUCCAAGAUGAAAACUUUUUCCCAAAACCCAAACACUUUCCCACAACAAUCUUGCAUCGCGUUGCACAAAGUACCCGAGUAUACACGACAGCACGUGUUUAGUGUUUCUCCCUAUCAGAAGCCCACGGUGCAGGGGUACUAUCAGCAGAUUGGCACAGAGAGAGGGGGAAUGUCGUGGCACGCUACGGAGCGAGGGAGAGGGGUGCAAGGGGAAAGGAUUGCUCUCCCCAUGCAAGAUGAGAUCAAAAUCCAGGGCUUGCCCAGCACCGAGUGGGCUGCUGUUGUCCACGUUCCUGGUCUCGAAGUGUUCCUGUACCCACCUUCUCGCCCAGGAUGGUCCACCGGCGGGGCCAGGGCAGCGCUGUGUACGGCUCUGGGGCGGCCGGCAACCGAGCCGAUGUACUCUUCAUCCUGCCCCUCGCCCCCAGUCCAGAACAUGCAUGACCAGCUGUAG